GAGCACUUUCGUGAAUGCAUACUCAAACAAAUCGUCUUCUUUACCUAUAGGUCCUUAGUCCUGAACCAGAGAUAUCCUACUAGACGCCUUUUCACACUUCUCCCUGUUUCCUAGCUUCCUUCCAUGGCUUCAAUCAUUUUUUUCUCUCUUCUUUUUGCAUCCACAUUUACCCAUUUGCUAUCAGCCAACGCUCAACCGGCAAAUCCCAUUUCUCGAAUAACAGUAGUUGGUGCUGUUUUCUGUGAUAUCUAUUCAAGCAACACUUUCUCCAGACACAGUUACUUCUUGUCAAGUAAAAAGCUAGUUCAGUCAUUUCAACAAAUAAUUGGAGACUGAUUUUGUUCCUUUUACUUUUGCAAAUUAGCAAUUAAAUUGCAUGUUGUUUACCUGAUCAGGGGUUGAUGUGAACAUAAAAUGCCAGUUGAGAGCAAAUUCACAAAAAACUUCAGAGCAGAUGGUCGUUUCAAUAAAUAAAAACACAGAUAAGUAUAGAGUGUAUAAGCUGGAAAUACCAAAUGUUGAUGGGGUUGAUUGUGUGGAAGGUUUGGUUAUUGAGUCAAUUUGCCAUGCAAGUUUAAUAGGAAGUUCAUCUUCACCCUACAAUCUUCCAGCUUUAAAGACCUCAAUAAAUCAGAUGUUAGUGAAGGCCAAACAGGAAAAUCUCUGCAUCUACAGCUUGAAUGUACUAAGCUACAAGCCAUCCAAAAGGAAUGUUACCUUGUGUGGGAAUCACAAGGAGAAGUUGCCAAACUCUUUGGAAACUUCAAAAUGUUUUCUGCCUUUCUUCCCUCCACAUGGUUUCCUCUGGCCUUUCCACUCAUUUCCCUUCCCUUCUUUACCUCCCCACUCACUUUUGCCAUCUCGGCCUUUUUCUUACCCAUAUAACCCACCAUCUUUGCCCUUCCCUUUUCCUCCAACCUCUUCUCUUUCAAGUCACAUCCCCCACCAUGAAUUCAAUCUUGGAGACCCAAAAACUUGGAUACCAUCCUUUCCUCCUCCCCCUCCUAGCAGCGCUGAAGACCUAAAACCAUGAAGGACUUUCCCUUUUUUUUUAUUGAAUGUGGUGGAGCAUGUUGGCAUAGAAAGUAGAAUGUGUGUCUUAAAUAAAUUGAAUAAAAACGGUGUACAAACUGCAUAGCCUUACAUGUUUCAUCAAGCAGUGUGCAGCUAAUGAAGUUUGAAAUUUAGA
Messenger RNA from Rubroshorea leprosula, 1189 nucleotides. NCBI's taxonomy places the organism in Eukaryota, Viridiplantae, Streptophyta, Magnoliopsida, Malvales, Dipterocarpaceae. The record is from the annotation of a GenBank genome assembly.